This is a messenger RNA of Tilletiopsis washingtonensis, 891 nucleotides long. RefSeq names its product HAD-like protein. NCBI's taxonomy places the organism in Eukaryota, Fungi, Basidiomycota, Exobasidiomycetes, Entylomatales. The transcript has 7 exons. The record is from RefSeq and is a predicted model, not a curated record. The coding region runs from base 43 to 891 and encodes 282 amino acids.
CCCGCAUUCUCCUUUCUCUCCACCCGCCCUCGCCGCACAGCAAUGUCCCCGCCCCGCGUCGUGCUCUUUGACAUCGGCGGCGUCGUCGUCGGCUCGCCGCUCGUCGGCAUCAAUGCGUACGAGGCACAGCACGGCCUGCCGCACGACUACCUCAACGUCGCCAUCACGGCGCGCGGGCGCCAGGGCGCCUUCCAGCGCUUCGAACGCAGCGAGCUCGACCUGCACUCCUUCUAUGCGCGCUUCGGGCAGGAGCUGAGCGAGGCGGAGGCGGGAAACGAGGCGUACAGGCAGUUCUGCCGGCGGCGAGGCGUCGACACACCACAGCUGCCGCGGGAGCUGAGGAUUGACGGGCGGGAACUGUUCGGGCGGAUGAUGAAGGAGUCCACACGCAUCGAUCCGCUGAUGCACAACGCCCUGCGGCGACUCCGCGCAGGCGGCAAGUUCCGCCUCGCUGCGCUGACGAACAACUUUGCGCCGCCGACUGCGCGCGCUGACGGCGCCAAUGCCCCGUCGCUGGAGGAGGAGCUGGAGCACCUGGGCGUUCUGAAGGGCGCAAACGAAGUCAAGGGGCUCUUCGACGACUACCUGGAGAGCGCCAAGAUCGGCAUGCGCAAGCCAGAGGAAGGCAUCUUCCGAUACACGCUCAAGCACCUCGGCGUCGGGCCAGAAGAGGUUGUGUUCCUCGAUGACAUUGGCAUCAACUUGAAAGCCGCACAAGCCCUGGGCAUCCGCACGAUCCGUGUCUUCCCUCGUUCUUCCCUCCCGGCGCUGAGAUCGCUCGAGAAAGAGACGGGCAUGCAACUCGUCACGGACGCCGAGGCACGCGAAGAGGAGGAGCGCGUGGCGCGGAAAGAGGCGAGCGAGAAGGGACAGGGCAAGGCGAAGCUGUGA